AUGAAAAUAUUUAGUUAUGAAAAAAUUCUGAUUCGUAUUUCUGAUUUUUAUUCUCUUGUUUUUCUGACUUAUAUUCUGAUUCUUAUUCUUAUUUUUAUUCUUAUUUUUCUGAUUUUUUUUCUGACCUAUAUUCUGAUUUUUCCUUUUUUUUCUGAUUUUGUUCCAAUGUUUUUCUGUUUUUUUACUUAUAUUCUGAUUUUUUAAAUAUUUUCCGAUUUUAAUUCUGAUUUUUAAAUUUCUUCUGAUUCUAGC
Meloidogyne enterolobii is the source of this 252-nucleotide messenger RNA. Lineage: Eukaryota; Metazoa; Nematoda; Chromadorea; Rhabditida; Meloidogynidae. The record is from the annotation of a GenBank genome assembly.